Strongylus vulgaris is the source of this 270-nucleotide messenger RNA. NCBI's taxonomy places the organism in Eukaryota, Metazoa, Nematoda, Chromadorea, Rhabditida, Strongylidae. The record is from the annotation of a GenBank genome assembly.
GAAGCAAUCGUUCGCCCAAUGGCUCUGAGCCAACGAAUGUUUCCGCCGGCCUUUUUGGCUCUCGGCAUGGUGUUACCCGAAAGCUGCAAAUUCAUUUCGAGUGGUACCAGAAUGAUACGCCAUCGCAUGGACCCGGGCAUUAUUGCGAAACUACUGAACCAUUUCGGAAGGACUGAUGAGGAAGAAUUAAUCACACAUAUUCACUUGAAUUGCACACAUGUCCUGAAGUUAGGGAUUCGGCCGAAUAAGACCGUACGAUGCUAUCAAUAG